AACCUAUCUAAGAGUAGUCGCCGGCACUUCAAGGUGAUGGAGCGGAGAUGAUCCAUGCGCUGCUAUGGUACACAGUACAUAGAAAUGGUUGCGAUGGAUAAACUAUCUAACCUACCUGGUAGGUAGGUACCUAGGUAGGUAGACAAGACAAUCGAAGGGUGACAAGGACGAUGGCAAGGCUAUUCCAAUACUCUUGUACUACAAACAAAAUCGAUUCGUUAUCACCCGAGAUGUAAGGACUCAAGUCAUACAUUAACAUCUAUGAAUUACAACGAAUCGAGUUGUUUCAAUAGGACAGAAGUACAUAUAGAGUAAAUACCUGUCCUACAUAUGCUAAGUUCGGACUGAGCACAUCCUUGUAGUGGGUUUUAUGGAGAAUGGCUUGGGUCUCGGGUGAUAAAACUAGAAGACACUCUUCUGUUCGUAUCCAAUUCGAGUCUACAGAAGUUUCAAGGUGCUAAAAAGCUAUUACUACCUAUAUAUAUCAUUCAGCUUCAACUAUAUAUAAAUCGACCACAUGUGAUAAGGGGUGGGUUAAGUAACACGAAAGUCGUGUUCCGUGAAGUAUGACCGGUGAUCCCUAUUUAGGACGCGUAAUUAUAGCUUUCGAAGGCGGAAUCACUACACGUGUGAUAAAUCAUCCUUCUCAUCCUAACCGAGCCUUCGCCUACGACGUGACCUUUCUUCUCCAGCAUCCACGGGUCGUCGCAGUCGCAUCACAGAAGCCACCGCUGCAUUUCCACCCACAUCAAGAAGAAUAUCUCCAGGUGCUCGAAGGAAGUCUAGCCGUAGAAGUUGAGGGCAAGGAACGUAUUCUUGUCCCCGAAGAUGGGGAGGUUACCUUUCCUCCGUGGACAAACCAUAGGCUGUACUCGCCGGAUACAAAGGAUACAGGCGAGAACUUAAAGGUGACGAGAUUCUUACUUUCAGCUGAGAGUACCCUUGAGCUAUUCAAGCUUGAUACUGUCUUCUUCGAGAAUUGGUAUGCAUACCAAGACCAAAUUGUUGUUAAAGGCGAGAAGGUCGACUUGAUUCAGGUUAUGAGUAUGUUUGAUGCAGGUGGUUCUUACCUUUCACUCCCACGCUGGAUACCGUUCAGCAAAACGUUGGCGUAUGCUUUGGGUGUUGUAGUAGGUAGAUGGCUAGGAGGUAUUCUGGGAUAUCAGCCGUUCUAUCGAAAGUGGACAACAGAUUGGCAAUCGGCGUGCUACAAGAUGGAUAUGUCUAUCUUUCAAAGGCGGUUUGCCGAUCGAGCCAAGACUGAAUAGAGGAACGCUUCUUACUUCGCUGUACAUGUGAAAUCUUGGAAAUUUCCUCAUAAAUAAAACCUUUCUCAAUUUGGGGAAUUUAAAAUACUACUCGGCAAUAACUUCAUUUUUCUGCGCUCUUGAAAAAGCUUAGGCUUCAACAUGCCGCGAAAGCCCGUCCCCCACUCAUUCAAAGACUGCUCGCAAUAGCGGUGUUCUCCUUGGUAACCUUUGCCCACUCGGCGCUCUUAACCCAUAGCUUCUCCUGCUUAUCCUCAUUAUAACU
Daldinia decipiens is the source of this 1533-nucleotide messenger RNA. RefSeq lists its product as uncharacterized. Bases 567 to 1268 code for a protein of 233 amino acids. NCBI's taxonomy places the organism in Eukaryota, Fungi, Ascomycota, Sordariomycetes, Xylariales, Hypoxylaceae. The transcript is spliced from 4 exons. The record is from RefSeq and is a predicted model, not a curated record.